This is a messenger RNA of Mercenaria mercenaria, 1640 nucleotides long. RefSeq lists its product as uncharacterized. Bases 226 to 1359 code for a protein of 377 amino acids. The transcript has 2 exons. NCBI's taxonomy places the organism in Eukaryota, Metazoa, Mollusca, Bivalvia, Venerida, Veneridae. Gene Ontology annotation, molecular function: protein binding. The record is from RefSeq and is a predicted model, not a curated record.
AUUACUUUUUCAACUUCUAAGUUCCAGUUUCGUUACUGAUAACUUCUAAACUUAAUCGCUUCUGUCAAGUAGGAAGUAAUGAAGUUGGAAUAUAUAAGGAAGAAGUUGGAAGGUUGAAGUCAUAGAGUUCGAAGUGAGAAGUAUUGGAGUUAGAAUAAAGUAAUUAAGGAAGUUAGAAGUCAUAAGUAUUGAAGUUAGAAAUCCUUGGGCUUCUAUAAUAAUGAGAUGGAUUUGCUCGAGGAAAAAGAUGGCUUGUCUAAAAUUGCAGAGUCUUGCCUUGAGGAGAACACCUUAGUUGUAAAUCCCGACCAUGAUUUUACAACAAAAUCAUGGAAAGAAGAUUUCUGUUUCAUUGUGGAGGAAAAAAGACUGUACGUUGCAAAAGUUGUUUUAGCACUUGCAUCGCCCGUAUUUGAAAGACUGUUUCAAGCGGAUUUCAAGGAAAAAGAUGAGACCGAAAUAGAACUACCUGGAAAGAAAUUUGAAGAUGUAAGUGAGUUUCUAAACUGCAUUUAUCCGAGCGUCAUGAAAGCUGUUACUAUUAAAAACGCGUAUCAGAUCGUUGCUUUGGCGGAAGAGUAUCAAGUGGUCGCUCUAAAAGCUAAGUGCGAGGCAUGUUUCAAAAGCAGUAUCAAUACAACCACAACCGCAGAAGUUCUCUACAGAUUAAUUGAUUUAGCCUGUCUUUAUUCUCUGGAUAAAUUAUUUCACAAGUGCACUACACUGGCAGCGGACAAGUCUUUAGCAGAUCUUGACGAAGCAGAGAACCAAACUCCAAUUCCUCCUAAGGCAAAAAGUGUUAUUCAGCGAGAAAUAAUAAAUAAGAUGGAAGCGACGCAGGGAGAAACAAAUCAGAAGAUUGACAACCUGAAAACAGAACUGCAACGGAUGACAGCAUUAUAUAAUUGUCACCGUAUUGGAACAACGAAAAAGGAACGGUUAAGUCUGAAUGAUUAUCAAAACUGGAGCGGAGCGAGCGUGUUUUCAAAGAUUGAUACGAACAAAUAUCGACCAUAUUUGAGUAGAACUACACACGUGUGCAUGUUAAAAAUAUGUGGCACACAAAUUACAUUAGAAUUCAAAUUCGCAAAUGGACAAUUUCUACUCGAAAUCAGUGUCCCUGAAACUGAUGUUAAAAGCUCAAAAAUCGAGUUCGUAGGCAAAGUUGCAGUCGUCAACGGACUUAAAGGGAAGGAAGAUUUUUGGAAAAUACUGAGCACGGAGCUUUACAAAUAUGCGAAGUCGCGGAACGUGACAAUCUUGAAAGAAGACACUGUACUCGGUGAGGAAGGUUACAUGUACCACGGUGAAAUUGGUGUUGAAGUUCAUCUGCUUGUGUUGAAAACGGAUACGAAGUGAAUGCUUACAAACAAACCGAUUUUAUCGUACCAGUACAUUUGCACGUAGAAAACCAGUAUUGUUAUUAUUAUAUACAAGAAAACUGUCGUACGGAGCAGUGUUUACAAUGUAAAAAAUCACUGAUUUAAAUAAUUAUCAAACAUGUCUUAAAUUUCUUUGGUAAUGUACAAUCUUUUGGUAAUGUACAAUCUGAACAAGUUAAGAGAAGGUAGCUAAAGGAAUAAUAUGUCAUUUCAGUGUACCAAUGUUCUUUUCUAUAAAGCUAUAUAUUUUUACCUCGA